AUGACGGCCACAGCUGCAGUGGGGACAUCAAAAAUGGAGAAGAGUUCCUCCAAGGAAGAGAAACAACAAUCUAAGCAGGACAGGAUGGAGCAGAGCAAUGCUGAUUCUGAAGAGUGGAUGAACUCUGAGAAUGAACCUGAACAGAUGAGCCUUAAGAACAAUAACAAUGACAAUAGCUACGGAUCUGGGGAUGCUCAGUUGAAAAAAAAGGAUAUUCCCGCCAAGCCACACCGUCAGCUCUUUAGAUCACCCUGCUUAGAUCAUCCAAGCUUCUCCCAGAGCAGCAUUCUACAGGAUAGGAAGCUUGACUUGGAAAAAGAAUACCAAGCCAAGAUGGAUUUUGCUCUAAAGCUGGGCUAUGCAGAGGCACAGAUUCAAUCAGUAUUGAACAAGCUGGGCCCAGAAUCACUUAUUAAUGAUGUAUUGGCAGAGCUCGUCAGGCUUGGGAACAAAGGUGAUUCAGAAGGGCAGGCCAAUUUGAGUUUGUUAGCACCUAGGGGUCCCAGCUCUAGAGAGAUUGCAAGCCCUGAACUGUCUCUUGAAGAUGAAAUAGACAACAGUGAAAAUUUGAGGCCAGUUGUCAUAGAUGGAAGUAAUGUGGCAAUGAGCCAUGGGAAUAAAGAAGAAUUCUCCUGCAGAGGAAUACAACUUGCUGUGGACUGGUUUCUAGACAAAGGCCAUAAAGAUAUUACUGUAUUUGUGCCUGCAUGGAGAAAGGAGCAAUCCCGUCCUGAUGCACCAAUUACAGAUCAAGAGAUUCUACGUAAACUGGAGAAAGAAAAGAUUCUUGUCUUCACACCAUCCCGAAGGGUCCAGGGCAGGAGAGUUGUCUGUUAUGAUGACCGGUUCAUAGUCAAAUUGGCUUUUGAUUCCGACGGCAUCAUUGUAUCUAAUGAUAACUACCGAGACCUUCAAGUUGAAAAGCCAGAAUGGAAGAAGUUUAUAGAGGAGCGGUUGCUGAUGUAUUCUUUUGUGAAUGACAAAUUUAUGCCUCCAGAUGAUCCUUUAGGACGCCAUGGCCCAAAUCUUGAAAAUUUCUUGAGAAAGAGACCUGUUGUUCCAGAGUACAAGAAGCAACCAUGCCCUUAUGGCAAAAAAUGCACUUAUGGCCACAAGUGCAAAUACUACCAUCCGGAGCGGGCCAACCAACCACAGCGUUCGGUGGCUGAUGAGCUCCGCAUCAGUGCCAAACUGUCCACAGUGAAAACCGUGAGUGAAGGCACCCUGGCCAAGUGUAGCACAGGGCUGUCUAAUGCCAAAGGUGAAAUAACCUCCGAAGUCAAACGUGUGGCCCCCAAGCGCCAAUCGGAUCCCAGCAUCCGGUCCAUGGCUGUGGAGCCUGAGGAAUGGCUGUCCAUUGCCCGUAAGCCUGAGGCCAGCUCUGUCCCCUCACUUGUGACUGCCCUAAGUGUCCCCACAAUUCCACCCCCCAAAAGCCAUGCAGUGGGUGCACUCAACACUCGUUCAGCCAGCAGCCCAGUGCCAGGAUCCUCUCAUCUCCCCCACCAGAAGGCCUCACUGGAACACAUGGCUAGUAUGCAGUACCCUCCAAUCCUGGUUACAAACAGCCAUGGGACACCUAUUAGCUAUGCUGACCAAUACUCAAAGUUUGAGUCCCUGGGGGACCACAGUUACUAUUCAAUGUUAGGCGACUUCUCCAAAUUGAACAUCAACAGCAUGCAUAAUCGAGAGUACUACAUGGCUGAAGUAGACCGAGGGGUGUAUGCCCGGAGUCCCAACCUCUGUCCUGACAAUCGUAUGAGCCAUACCAGGAACGACAACUACUCCUCUUACAACAACCUGUAUUUGGCUGUAGCUGAUGGCCAUCCUGAAGGCAAUUUAAAGCUGCAUCGCUCAGUAUCUCAGAACCGUCUUCAGCCUUUUCCUCAUGGUUACCAUGACGCCUUAACACGAGUGCAGAGCUAUGGCCCAGAGGAUUCUAAGCAAGCCCCCCACAAGCAGUCAGUUCCCCACUUAGUUCUACAAGCCCAGCACCCAGCAACUGGAGCAUGUUCAAGCUGUCCUGGAGACUACCCCAUGCCUCCUAAUCUCCACCCUGGGGCAACCCCCCAGCCAGGACGUGCUCUGGUAAUGACUCGGAUGGACAGUAUUUCUGACUCCCGCCUCUAUGAAAGCAACCCAAUGAGGCAAAGAAGACCUCCCCUGUGCCGGGAACAACAUGCCAGCUGGGACCCAUUACCCUGUACAACCGACUCCUAUGGCUAUCACUCCUAUCCCUUGGGUAACAGCCUCAUGCAACCAUGCUUUGAGCCAGUCAUGGUACGGAGCAUGCCUGAAAAGAUGGAACAGCUUUGGAGGAAUCCUUGGGUUGGAAUGUGCAAUGAUACCAGGGAGCAUAUGAUCCCAGAGCACCAGUAUCAGACUUAUAAGAACCUCUGCAAUAUUUUCCCUUCAAACAUCGUCCUUGCAGUGAUGGAAAAGAAUCCCCACACAGCAGAUGCCCAGCAACUGGCAGCCUUGAUUGUUUCUAAGCUUAGGGCUGCACGUUGA
This is a messenger RNA of Prionailurus viverrinus (fishing cat), 2511 nucleotides long. RefSeq names its product zinc finger CCCH-type containing 12B (gene ZC3H12B). The transcript is spliced from 5 exons. The coding region runs from base 1 to 2511 and encodes 836 amino acids. The record is from RefSeq and is a predicted model, not a curated record. Gene Ontology annotation, molecular function: RNA endonuclease activity; mRNA binding; metal ion binding. Gene Ontology annotation, cellular component: nucleus; cytoplasmic ribonucleoprotein granule. Lineage: Eukaryota; Metazoa; Chordata; Mammalia; Carnivora; Felidae.